Molecule: messenger RNA, 2255 nt
Organism: Mytilus californianus (California mussel)
Lineage: Eukaryota; Metazoa; Mollusca; Bivalvia; Mytilida; Mytilidae
Product: signal recognition particle receptor subunit alpha-like
Exons: 14
Coding region: 61-1968 (635 amino acids)
Biological process (GO): SRP-dependent cotranslational protein targeting to membrane
Cellular component (GO): endoplasmic reticulum membrane; signal recognition particle receptor complex
Molecular function (GO): GTP binding; ATP hydrolysis activity; GTPase activity
Source: RefSeq, a predicted model, not a curated record
AUAGUUUUCGGUAAAUUCUAUUUCCGGCGGUCGUUGAGACACAUUUGAGAGACUUUCAAGAUGUUAGACUUUUUUACGAUAUUCAGUAAAGGUGGGAUUGUUCUUUGGUGCUUUCAGGGAACAUCUCAACUGUUUACACCAGCAGUUAACUCUCUAAUAAAGACUGUAAUACUUCAGGAAAGAACUGGGAAUAAUACAUUUACACAUGAAGCUUUACAGUUGAAGUAUAAGCUUGAUAAUGAAUUUGAAUUGGUUUUUGUGGUGGCUUAUCAAAAGAUAUUACAGCUGUCUUACAUAGAUAAAUUCUUGACAGACAUACAGAUGGAAUUCAGAAAUAAGUACAAGGAUUGUCUUACUGAUGGUUUAGCGUGUGGCACCUUUAAUUUUAAGGGAUCAUUUGAUGAGAUUUUGAGAUUCAAUGAAGAAGAAAGUAGAGCCAUAGCCAAGUCUCAGAAGAAAAUGAAAACAUUUGAUGAAUCUGUAAAAUCUAAGAAGACUGUGUCAUCAAUGAUAGAAAACAAAAAAGAAGAAAAGAAACCAGCUAAAGGAAAGGAAAAUAAACCAGUCAAAGAACAAGUUGUUAAAGAAACUGUGAAGAAAACUGAACAGACCACUGCAGUCUUGGGCGAAAUGGACGAACUAACUAUACAGAAAAAUAGAGAAAAGAUGUUUGCUAAGAUGUCUGGAAAGAAACCUGUUAAAACAGCCAGUGCCAGUCCAAAAGCAGAAACUCCCAAGAAGAAGGGAAAACAAGCUACUAAAUGGGAAAUGGGAGGAACUAAUAAAGAUGCAGUGGCUCUUGAUUAUAGUUCUCUGAAUGGAUCAGGGGAUGCCACUAUUAAUGGAAGUAUGGAAGAGAAACAUGGAACACCGUCUGCUGAAGAACAACAAUGGGUAGGACAGAUGAAAGGAGGUUUGAGAGAUUUAGAUGAAGAAGAAAGUGAAGAUGAAGAAGAAGAAGAGAAAGGAGUACAGGAGACGGUCAAGAGUGGCAAAUCUAAGAAAGGAAGUGGAAUGUUCAGUAUGUUUAAGAACCUUGUUGGAUCAAAGACAUUGACCAAAGAAGAUUUACAACCUGCUUUAGAAAAGAUGAAAGAGCACAUCAUUGGAAAAAAUGUUGCUGCAGAUAUUUCUGCUAAAUUGUGUGAUUCUGUGGCUGCUAAGUUGGAAGGAAAAGUUUUGGGAACCUUUUCAACAACUGCAAAUACAGUUAAACAGACUUUACAGGACUCCUGUGUUCAUAUCUUGGAACCAAAGAGACGUAUUGACAUCCUUAGAGACGCUAUGGAAUGUAAACAAAAAGGACGUCCAUAUGUUGUUACAUUUUGUGGAGUAAAUGGUGUGGGGAAAUCGACAAACUUGGCUAAGAUCUGUUUCUGGUUAAUAGAGAAUGGAUUUAGAGUUCUGAUAGCUGCAUGUGAUACCUUCAGAGCUGGUGCUGUAGAACAGCUACGAACACACACCAGGAAACUGAAUGCCCUUCAUCCCCCAGACAAAAAUGGACAACACAUGGUACAGUUGUAUGAGAAGGGCUAUGGCAAGGAUGCAGCAGGAAUUGCCAUGGAAGCUAUCAAUUUUGCUCGAGACUGCCAUAUUGAUGUGGUGCUUGUAGAUACUGCAGGUAGAAUGCAGGACAAUGAGCCAUUGAUGAGGGCUCUUUCUAAGCUCAUCAAAGUAAAUCAGCCGGAUCUGGUUUUGUUUGUUGGUGAAGCCCUGGUUGGAAAUGAGGCUGUUGAUCAGCUUACCAAGUUUAACCAGGCCCUUGCUGACCAUUCUAAUAUGACAAAUCCCAGACUUAUUGAUGGGAUAGUUCUUACUAAGUUUGAUACUAUUGACGAUAAAGUUGGUGCUGCAAUAUCUAUGACAUAUACUACAGGACAACCAAUUGUAUUUGUUGGUACAGGACAAACAUACACAGAUCUCCGUAAUCUUAAUGUCAAAGCAGUUGUCAAUGCUCUUCUCAAGUAAUGACUUACAAGAACUUCUUAUGUCAGUGAUUUAAGAACUGUUUCAUGUGUUAAAAGAUCUACUAAUUACAAUUCUGAUGCUGAAUUUUAACCUUUGUACUGUAUCCAUUUCAGAAAUUAUUGAUAUUCUGUAAUAACGAUAUUCUCUUUUAACACUUACAUCCAAAUACAUAGAAAUGUGAAACUGUUGGUCAUUCUUUUUUCAAUGUCAUGGAGAUUUAUAACAAAAGUUUUAAUUUUCUAUGGUAAAAGACAUAUCCUCUGAUUCAACUGUAACAGUUACUCUCA